AAACACAAUCUUGUUCAUCCGGAACCUUUGUUGGGGAAGUUCCGGAGCUAGAGGUGCGACUACGACAGAUUUGGUCGACGGACUGUACACAAACCAACGUGAGUGAUUCCCGGAGAACUGUUUUCAUUGUUGUGCUUUUAAAGAGUCUCUUCAUGCUGAUAGGAAGGGUCUGCAGACUCGGUGCAGCAGCGGGAAGCUCCUGCGCCCUUCGCCCCUUCUCCAGCUCCAGCGUCAUGGCGAAGAGCAAGUUCGAGUACGUCCGCAGCUUCGAGACGGACGACACCUGCCUGAGGAACUGCUACAUCGUCGUGAGGCUGGACGGCCGCAACUUCCACAAGUUUGCCGAGCAGCACCGGUUCGCCAAGCCCAACGACGACAGGGCGCUGGGGCUGAUGAGCAGGAGCGCCCGCUCCGUCAUGGAGGAGCUGGAGGACGUCGUGGUCGCCUACGGCCAGAGCGAUGAGUUCAGCUUCGUUUUUAAGAGAACCUCCACCUGGUUCAAAAGAAGAGCCAGUAAGCUCAUGACUCACGUGGCCUCCCAGUUUUCCUCCUCCUACGUGUUUUACUGGAAGGAGUUCUUCGGGGAGCAGCCCCUCCUGUACCCCCCUGGCUUCGACGGCCGGGUGGUUUUGUACCCCACCAACCGUAACCUCAGGGACUACCUCAGCUGGAGGCAAGCAGACUGUCACAUCAAUAACUUGUACAACACCGUGUUUUGGACGUUGGUUCAAAAAGGAGGGCUCACUACGACACAGGCCGAGGAUCGGCUAAAGGGAACAUUAGCGGCGGAUAAAAACGAGAUCUUGUUCUCAGAGUUCGACAUCAACUACAACAACGAAUCGGCCCUUCACCGGAAAGGCACCGCCCUCAUUUGGGAAAAGCGGGACGAGACCGUUAACAAGCGCGUUAAGCGACCAAACGAAGAGGAGAAGGAGGUUCCCGUCACGCGGAGCAGGAGGACGGUGGAGGCCUACCACUGUGACAUUAUCGGGGAGCAGUUCUGGGAGGAGCACCCGGACAUCCUAGAGGACGACUGCUGACGGCUGCUUUUUACUCGAAGAAACGAUUCCGAGCUCCCGCGAGCUGCAUGUAUAAAGCUGGAAGAGCUACUGGCUGGAAAAUGUGUUUGAAACCAAAAUAUGACCGUUCUCUUUUUCUUGCUGACAGUGCUGUUAUUCUCCCGCAGGUGAUUCAUAAUCCUGCUGUCGUUUAUUAAACUCCUUCCAUUAAUAAUCCGU
Fundulus heteroclitus (mummichog) is the source of this 1238-nucleotide messenger RNA. It is a transcript of the gene thg1l, whose product is annotated as tRNA-histidine guanylyltransferase 1-like. Bases 153 to 1040 code for a protein of 295 amino acids. The transcript has 7 exons. Gene Ontology annotation, biological process: tRNA modification. Lineage: Eukaryota; Metazoa; Chordata; Actinopteri; Cyprinodontiformes; Fundulidae. Gene Ontology annotation, molecular function: magnesium ion binding; tRNA guanylyltransferase activity. The record is from RefSeq and is a predicted model, not a curated record.